Molecule: messenger RNA, 2930 nt
Organism: Gaeumannomyces tritici R3-111a-1
Lineage: Eukaryota; Fungi; Ascomycota; Sordariomycetes; Magnaporthales; Magnaporthaceae
Product: tRNA (cytosine-5-)-methyltransferase NCL1
Exons: 2
Coding region: 93-2765 (890 amino acids)
Biological process (GO): tRNA methylation
Cellular component (GO): cytoplasm; nucleus
Molecular function (GO): tRNA binding; tRNA (cytidine-N5)-methyltransferase activity
Source: RefSeq, a predicted model, not a curated record
UUUUUUUUUCGUCUUUUUUUUUUUGCCUCAACUCCCGCGACGACCGCCAUCAAAUUCACCAACAGCGCUUUUGGCGAAGAGAAUUGUGCGCUAUGGGUCGCAACAAACGUGGUAAUAACCGCAGAGGCGGCGGCAAUGGCGGCCACUUCGAUGGCAAGCGCCGUGCCGACACUGCCACCAACAACCGCUACAACUCAUAUCCCUCCAUCACCAAGGAGAGCGAGAAACUCCAGAGGUUCUACGAUGCGCUCCUGUCCUUCUCUGACGAGGAGAAGGAGGAGUUCUGGGCCGCUUACCGCCGGGAGCUCCCCAACAGCUUUCGCUUCUGCGGCUCCAAGGGUCAUGCCUCCGAGGUCAUGAAGCUCAUGCACACCCGGUACAUCCCCGAGAUCACCGACAUCACUCACGAUGACCAGCCUGUCGACCCGCCCAAGCCAGUCGACUGGUUCCCCGACCUUCUGGCCUGGUGGAUGACCACGCCCAAGAACGUCGUCCGCAAAUUCCCCCCCUUUGCGAAGUUCCAGAAAUUCCUCGUCUCCGAGACGAGCGUCGGCAAUAUCAGCCGGCAAGAGGUCGUCAGCAUGAUCCCGCCCCUGCUCCUGGACGUGAAGCCCGGCAUGGCUGUCCUCGAUAUGUGUGCCGCCCCGGGAAGCAAGGCCGCACAGCUGCUCGAAAUGCUCCAUGUCGGAGAGGAGGGCAGGAUGAAGGCCUUUAUGAAAAAGUUCGCCAAGGAGGAGGGCCGCGAGGCUGCUGCCCCCGAGGAUCAGGAGGAAGUGGAUCUGGAAACAGACGCUGGAGAUGACGGCCGCGCCACGGGCCUGCUGAUUGCCAAUGAUGCCGAGUACAAGCGAUGCCACAUGCUUGUCCACCAGCUCAAGAGGCUCUCCUCCCCAAACCUGCUUGUCACCAACCAUGACGCCACCCUCUACCCCUCGCUCCGCCUACCAUCCGAUGACCCAAAGAAGGGCAACUACCUCAAGUUCGAUCGCAUCCUUGCCGAUGUUCCGUGCUCGGGCGACGGCACCCUGAGGAAAAACGUGAACCUCUGGAGGGAAUGGCAGCCUGGCAGUGCUCUGGGGCUCCACUUGACCCAAACACGCAUUCUCGUCCGAGCUCUCCAGAUGCUCAAGGUUGGUGGCAAGGUCGUCUAUUCUACUUGCAGCAUGAACCCUGUUGAGAACGAGGCCGUCAUUGCAGCCGCCAUUGAGCGUUGUGGCGGGCUCGAGACGAUUGAAAUUCUCGACAGCAGUGAGUCCCUUCCUGGCCUGAAGAGGCGGCCCGGCCUCAAGACCUGGAAGGUCAUGGACAAGGCCAGCCGCGUCUGGAACAGCUGGGAGGAGGUAGAGGAGCAUCACGGCGAUGCUCGGGACAGCCGAACCGCGCCCGGGAGGCUUUCGCGUUCCAUGUUCCCCACGACUAGCCCCGAUGCACCUCAGAUCCCCCUUGAGCGCUGCACAAGGAUAUACCCCCAUCUGCAGGAUACCGGAGGCUUCUUCAUCGUUGUCCUCCAGAAGAAGGCAGAGUUCAAGGCCAAGACCGAAGCCGAACUCGCCAAAAACGGCGUGGCCGCUAUCAAAACGGAGACGACCCCCGUCCCCAAGAACAGCGAGGAUGCACAGGGGGUUAAGCGUGAGAGGGAAGAGGUGGAGCCUGAGGAGCCGGCAGCGAUUAAGAAGACAAAGUCAGAGAGCGGGGCACAGCCCGCGUCCGAUACACCGGUAGAACCAGCCGACGUUGGCAUGACUGGCAGCAUCAAGGAGGAGCCGACGUUGCAGCCACAGGUGAAGGAGGAAGAGGUGCCGACGAAGGAGGAAGAGGUGCCGACGAAGGAGGAAAAGACGCAGACUGAAGAUGAGCAGCCGGCCGUCAAGACGGAACAGACCUCGGCCGAUCCGCCGCAGGAGCUCAAAAAGAAGCGGGACGGUCCUUAUGAGGAACCGUUCAAGUACCUGCCGACUGACCAUGCCGUCAUUCAGCUCGUACAGAAGUUCUACAACCUCUCGCAGCGCUUCCCUAUCGACAGAUUCAUGGUGCGCAAUGCGAUGGGUGAGCCGGCAAAGGCCAUCUACUACACAAGUGCGCUUGUGAGGGACAUCCUGGUGCAGAACGAGGGCCGCGGCGUCAGGUUCGUCCACGGCGGUGUCAAGAUGUUCAUGAAGCAGGACGCGCCGUCGGCCGAGGUGUGCGGCUGGCGCAUCCAGUCGGAAGGAAUGCCCAUCCUCCAGGGCUACGUUGGCCCUGAGCGAGUCCUUUACCUACACUCGAAGGAGACGCUGCGGAAGCUCCUGAUUGAGAUGUUCCCCAAACUAGCCGACGGUGGCUGGAAGGAGCUUGGGGAGGUUGGCAAGCCGGCCAUGGACAUUGGCCUGGGCUGCUGUGUCCUCAGAGUCGAGCCAGGCCCGGGGGAUGGGAACAUGGAGCGGAUGGCGCUUCCGCUGUGGAAAAGCUUCCACUCGCUCAACCUCAUGCUGCCCAAGGAGGAUCGCGCAGCAAUGCUACUCCGCAUUUUCAACGAGACGUCCGUCCUACUAAACAAGGGCCUUGUCAAGGAUGCCAAGGUUGAGAAGACGGAGGGCAGCGAGGAAGCCGAAGUCAAGGCCGAACCCGAGGAUGUCGACCAUGAGGAAGGAGGUGCGAAGCUCGACAGCGCGGCAGCUACCAAGCCGGUGAAGGGGGAAGCUGCCGAGGUGCCCGAGAAGAUGGAUCUAGACGAGACCCCCACUACUACGAUACCCGCACCGAAGGUGGAGGAGUCUGAGACUUGAAAGCCGCCCGGUUGGACAGUUCAGCAUAUCCUAGGACGUUCUGCAAAUUCAUGUUUUAUCGGUCUCUAGAAAAGGGGCUCAGUGGCCAAGGGAAAACGUGAGAAUAAAGAGAGCGAUGAAUAAGAAUACAUAUAAACACUAAAUAAGACCUGAUUUUGUGACUUG